CGCUUCACAGCCACCAAAAACACUAACCCUCUUCCCUUUCUUCUCUCAUCCGCAAUAAGCAUUUCUAUCGACAUUUUCUUCUCUUCCUUGACCUUCUUCUCCAACAGUUGUUGCAAGGGUUUGCGUCGGUGGCGAAUCGGAGAGUUACCAGAGGUGGCUCCUGUCUUUGACUCCAACAGAGACAACGCCAAUCGGGACAGAGGAACAGGGGAGGCUCCGCACGUUCAAUGUUCGUUUAUGGGGUGGGUCGCGGAGCUUCUCCACCUCCGCCAUCUCAAUCGGCGAGGACCCAGCUCCGAACUCCACUUUCGUACUUAAUCGCGUUUGAUCUUAGUUGUGUUGUGCAAAGCUAAGGAAAGAUGUAGAGGUGGACCUAUCAGCUCAUGCCAAACUUGCAACAUUAUGUGGUCAAGCUUACACCUAAUAGCAAAAGAGUAAUUGGAAUAUAGGAACUCAGAAGCCGGUAAAUCAACCACUUUUUCUUCCAUAUAUAAAUGUUUUAUCUAUUUUUUGUCUGUCUUAUCUAAAACAUAAUGUCGUUUGAAAUGGUUUUAUUUAAAGUGAAAAGAAAAACAGAAUUAUUAUUUACUAUAAACGGGAAUUCUUUGUAAGCUAUCAGUCUAGAU
This is a messenger RNA of Linum tenue, 626 nucleotides long. The record is from the annotation of a GenBank genome assembly. NCBI's taxonomy places the organism in Eukaryota, Viridiplantae, Streptophyta, Magnoliopsida, Malpighiales, Linaceae.